AUGGAUCUAUUAGGUUUAGGAUCAAAAGUUGAUAUUGACUUUUUACUUGAUCCACAAGGUCAACGAAAACAAAUUGAAGUUAAACUUGAUGAUAAUAAUAAUAAACGUGUGUUGCAAUAUAUUUAUUAUGAUGGUGAAGAUGUUGGAGGAACGCUACAAAUUAAAUUAAAGAAAAAUAGCAAAGUAGAACAUCAAGGUAUCCGAUUGGAAUUUAUUGGACAAAUCGAAAUGCUAAAUGAUCGAAGUACAGUUCAUGAAUUUAUUAAUUUAUCAAAGUUACUCGCUUUUCCAGGUGAAUUAACCGAAAAUACAAGCAUAGAUUUUCAUUUUCCAAACGUUGAAAAACCCUAUGAAUCUUACAUUGGUAUUAAUGUUAAAUUGAGAUAUUUUCUUCGUUUGACAAUCAUAAGACGUUUUACAAAUUCAGUAUCCGAACGUGACAUAUGUGUUCAACAAUUAUCACAAUAUCCCGAAAUAAAUAAUAGUAUUAAAAUGGAAGUUGGUAUUGAAGAUUGUUUACAUAUUGAAUUUGAAUAUAAUAAAUCAAAGUAUCAUUUAAAAGAUGUUAUCGUUGGAAAAAUUUAUUUUUUACUUGUGCGCAUUAAAAUAAAACAUAUGGAAAUAGCUAUUUUAAAAAAAGAAAGUACUGGAAGUGGACCAAAUAUUUAUGCUGAAACUGAAACAGUAGCAAAAUAUGAAAUUAUGGAUGGUGCACCUGUUCGAGGUGAAAGUAUUCCAAUUCGUCUUUUCUUGGGUGGUUAUGAUUUAACACCAACAAUGAAAGAUAUUCAAAGAAAAUUUUCUGUUCGAUAUUUUCUUAAUUUAGUUCUAGUUGAUGAAGAAGAACGACGUUAUUUUAAACAACAAGAAAUCGUUCUUUGGAGAAAACAAGAUAAAGUUAAACAAAAAAAUUCAGCUAAGCAAUAUGCCCAUUUUGAAGCUCCUAAUUCAGCUGUAAAACCAGAAGAUAGUGCACCGGGUAUAAGUGGUAGUGAGAAUUCUCCGGUAUAUGGACCUUCAUCAUCUGGCAAUAAUAGCGAUUCAACUAUUGCAUGUAAAUGGACUCGUUGUCUAUGCUUUAAACAAAAUCCAAAUAAUUAUGAUCAAACCGAAAGUAUUUCAUCGGUAAUACAAUCAGAUAGAUCAACAAUUCAUCCAUAUUCACAACGUUCUCGUAGUCAGGUUCAACGGUUCCUAUCUUGUGACCAUAUAGAUGAUGUUAAUCGAUGCAUAUGUACUACGAGAGAUGGAUUAUUAUCACCACCUCCACCAUCUUAUAAUAGAUGUCAUUCUAAUGAAGUUAAUUUAACUGAUGUUACCAUCACAAGAUCAUCAGUAAAAAGUAAUCAACAGCUUGUUCCUCGUCUUUCGAUUAAUCCAAAAGUUUCUAGUUCAUCGAUUACAGACAGUGCAUUUUCAAUCAAACAAUAA
Rotaria sp. Silwood2 is the source of this 1431-nucleotide messenger RNA. The record is from the annotation of a GenBank genome assembly. NCBI's taxonomy places the organism in Eukaryota, Metazoa, Rotifera, Eurotatoria, Philodinida, Philodinidae.